GUCGGAACCUACAGGCGAGGCAAAUUGGACGACGUACUCAUACUGACCUUGACUCUACUAUUGCAACCCCAUCGCCCAUAAGUCAUCAUGACAGCUCUCAGAUUCGUUCGAUCGGUAUGUGAGAACGUUUCAAUGCAGAUUUCAGCUAAUUUAUGAUCAGGUUUUGAAAUCCUUUCAAGCAGAAUCGGGUUUGGAACCCAGGUGAGGACAUCACAUUUCUCUACUUUUCACUCUUCACUCUGGAGUCAAGUCUGUCAUUUUUCCUCAGAUUGAAAUCUGGAAAUUGGUUUGAUUUCAACCUGAUCAUCUUGGAAAUUAUUGUCAAGAAUGAUGCACCCUCCUAUGUCUCUCAAUAACCUUAACACUGGUCAAACCCGCCAUUUCCGAACCUCAAAUGUCUCCACGGAAAUUACUGAUUUUUUGUUUUCUUAGACUCUUUGGUGAUAACGUGAGAGCUUUUGAUAAUUAUUAGCUCUUCAAUUGAUAUUGGUACAAAGUUGUCUGCAGUAUCUAACGUCCGGUCUAGCUUCGAGUAACAGCUGCUGAACCGGGACGUGUGGAAUUCGAGUUGGAUGUGAAAAAAGAACACACCAAUCGUCUCAACAUUAUGCACGGCGGUACGAUUGCCAGUAUGGGUAAGCAGUUGACCAGAAGCAUGCCUACUGUAGACAAAUUACUGAUAGAAUCUUAGUUGACUUGGGCGGCUCACUUGCGGUAGCAUCGAGGGGGUACAGCCGUUCCUCGCUUCGGCCUUCAUUUCCGAAAGCUGACUUCAAACAGCUUGUAUGCGACAGGUGUAUCAACCGACCUUAACGGUAGUGCUCAAAACAAUAACCGAGGGGACCACAGGCUUACAUUAUUGGCAGUCAGUUACCUCAGCUCUGGAGGACAAAUCGGAGAUGUCUUGAAGGCAGUUGUUACAUGCGAUAAAUUUGGAAAAACGCUUGCGUUUACUUCGAUAUAUUUCACCAACAGCAAGGGGGAAAUAGCUGCCAGAGGGAGUCACACAAAGUCCGUUUCACCUUUUCUUGACCGCUCCAUGCUUCAUGUCGGUUGAAAUACUAACUGCGUGCAUAGAUAUGUUUCACUAGCCUGGAAAGACCCAGACAAUAUUGUUGACCAGUUAUCGCCACGAAAGCCAGCAGAUGCAAAGCCAAAGCCAUGA
Messenger RNA from Hymenoscyphus albidus, 1165 nucleotides. Lineage: Eukaryota; Fungi; Ascomycota; Leotiomycetes; Helotiales; Helotiaceae. The record is from the annotation of a GenBank genome assembly.